CACGUACGCGUGACGUAAUUACGUCGUGUCCACAGUGUCGCUCGUUUGAUGACGUUCCAGAACGUACGAAAAAGGUACACAGCAGCAUCGGUUAACGGGGUUCUUCUGCCCUAGCUAGCUAUAAUAGAGUUAUCACGCUUCGUUUUUAAUACGCAUUCAUUUUUACUUUAAGCUUGGGAAUCGACAGUUUAGGCUCAAGAUGUCGUACAUGCUACCACAUCUCCAUAAUGGCUGGCAGGUCGACCAAGCCAUCCUGUCGGAGGAGGACCGAGUCCUCGUGAUCCGCUUUGGACACGACUGGGACCCAACGUGUAUGAAAAUGGACGAAGUUCUUUACAGCAUCGCUGAAAAGGUGAAGAAUUUUGCGGUCAUUUACCUGGUGGACAUCACAGAAGUGCCUGACUUCAACAAGAUGUACGAGUUGUACGACCCCUGCACCGUCAUGUUCUUUUUCCGGAACAAGCACAUCAUGAUUGAUUUGGGUACCGGCAACAACAACAAGAUAAACUGGACAAUGGAGGACAAGCAGGAGAUGAUUGACAUUGUUGAAACAGUGUACCGUGGAGCAAGAAAGGGAAGAGGUCUAGUGGUGUCCCCAAAGGAUUACUCUACAAAAUACAGAUAUUGAUUUUAUUUUUAUUUUUUUAUUUUUUUUAAUCUAACUUUUUGGGAGGAGUUGUUCUUCCCCCCUGAUAUUUAGUGACACACAGACUACAAGUUACACAAUUCAAGGAAGAUCUUUUUCAACAUUUUUGUUUUUUUUGCUAGUAAAACAGAACAAUAUUGUAACCAGUGGUAAUGACUGUGUUGCAUUGUGCCAUUUGUGUUUUUUUUGUGUGCGCACAACAACGUGGUUUUCAGUUUCUUCAACUCAACUGUGAAACAGGUGCUUAAGAAACCAGACACAGUGUAAUAAAAAUCCUCAUAUUUGAACGUUGUAAUAAACAUGGCUGGAUAUUUACAUUUGAAA
Etheostoma spectabile (orangethroat darter) is the source of this 970-nucleotide messenger RNA. It is a transcript of the gene txnl4a, whose product is annotated as thioredoxin-like 4A. Gene Ontology annotation, biological process: mRNA splicing, via spliceosome. Bases 200 to 628 code for a protein of 142 amino acids. Gene Ontology annotation, cellular component: U5 snRNP; spliceosomal complex; U4/U6 x U5 tri-snRNP complex. Lineage: Eukaryota; Metazoa; Chordata; Actinopteri; Perciformes; Percidae. The record is from RefSeq and is a predicted model, not a curated record. The transcript is spliced from 4 exons.